Messenger RNA from Paramuricea clavata, 918 nucleotides. NCBI's taxonomy places the organism in Eukaryota, Metazoa, Cnidaria, Anthozoa, Malacalcyonacea, Plexauridae. The record is from the annotation of a GenBank genome assembly.
AUGGUGUACGAUUAUACUGAGUAUCGAGUUCUGAAUGAUAGCAUAAAGAUUUGUAACUCCACUGAUAACUACGUGCGGAAUAUUUGGAAAGUACGCAAUAAAUGGGUAAAGGCAACAAUGCAUCAAAAAAGUUUCAAUAAACCCAUUAGAGAGCUUCAGUGGUUGUACCGUCAGUAUUACACUGUGAAUAAGCAGUUCACUGUCUAUUUCGCAGCUACGAGUCAAUAUUUCACAAGAAAUGAUUAUGGGGUGGGGGACGGUAAACCUUCUAUAUGCAAAGAAAAUAUCAAACCCACAUCAAUAGAGUAUACCCAGGAAGAUAUAUUAAUGUGCAACGAUUCAAUCAUCAGUAUAAAAUACGAUGAUGAAUACAAACUUCGGACUGACUUUUCAAUACUCUAUAAGAACAAGGUGUACGAUUAUAUUCAGUAUCGAGUUCUGAAUGACGGCAUAAAGAUUUGUAACUCCACUGAUAACUACGUACGGAAUAUUUGGAAAGUACGCAAUAAAUGGGUAAAGGCAAGAAUGUAUAAAAAAAGUUGCAAUAAACCCAUUCGAGAGUUUUGGUUGUACCGAGAGUAUUACAUUGUGGAUAAGCAGUUCACUGUCUAUUCGGGAGGUGAUGGUGAUUAUUUUACAAGAAAUGAGUAUUGGGUGGAAGACGGCAAACUUAAAAUAUGCUACGUAAACAAGAGACCCGAUGCAACAGAGUAUACCCAGGAAGAUCUAUUAAUGUGCAAAGAUUCAAUCAUCAAUAUAAAAUACGAUGAUGAAUACAAAGUUCGGACAGACUUUUCAAUACUCCAUAAGAAAAUGGUGUACGAUUAUACUGAGUAUCGAGUUCUGAAUGAUAGCAUAAAGAUUUGUAACUCCACUGAUAACAACGUACGGAAUAUUUGGAAAGUACGCAAUAAAUGG